Molecule: messenger RNA, 630 nt
Organism: Lachancea fermentati
Lineage: Eukaryota; Fungi; Ascomycota; Saccharomycetes; Saccharomycetales; Saccharomycetaceae
Source: the annotation of a GenBank genome assembly
AUGAAUACCUCAUCUACCGGACCCCGAAAAAGCUCCAGAUUUUCAGUUAGAUUAUAUCAAUACUACAGAUUAUCUUCGAGCUUUCUUUACGCAGCUCUACUGGCUAGAUGGACUAUUCUUCUUCCAUUAGUUGGAUCGAAAUUUCUGCCCGGCGGCAUCCAUCAAUUUCUCUGCUAUCUGCUUAUCUUUACCUCCACGUUUGACCUGUUUUGGAAUGCGAAGUUUCAUGGUAUUAAAUCACUCUUUAGAUCAAGGACCACUUUAAAGGACCUUAACUUUUUUUAUUUUGUGGCUGUGAUGCAUUUCCACGAUGACUACGAACAUGCUCCGGUGCUUAAAAACACGAGUUAUUCCUGCUUUAUCAUAGGGCUCGCAUUCACACAAAUGUAUUACCACUGGUGUAAACUAUUUAAAGCCUCUUCAAGACCUAAGCGAUCAGUGUGGUGGAGAAUGGAUUCUUUUCUAAUGAUGCCGUUACUAUAUUCCAGCGAGUUUUAUUUGCUGAUGCUCAAUCUACAAAUGCCUAAUUAUCAUUUGAGCACUCAGCUCGAGACCUUGAAUAAAGUACUCCUGGUUCUCUUCAUUCCUGUCUCCUUGCAUGCCUUCAAGAAACAAAUUUCGCUUUUAUAG